Messenger RNA from Adineta ricciae, 2727 nucleotides. The record is from the annotation of a GenBank genome assembly. Lineage: Eukaryota; Metazoa; Rotifera; Eurotatoria; Adinetida; Adinetidae.
AUGACGACAAAUAAGGAAGAGAAAAUUGAAAAUGAUUUUUUUGAUAGUUCAAUUUCUAGUUCAUUUUAUUUUUAUUAUAAUUCAUCAUUAUCAAUAAAUGAAUCAUUAAUUAUAACAAAUUUAAAUGAAAUUACAAAACAAUUCUCGACAUAUUACAGUUUAUCAAUAAAUACUGUUCGAAUUUUCUCAAUAAAAUUUAUUCAGUCAAUUGUAUUAAAUAAAAGAAAAAGACAAAUUGAAGGAAUAAAUUUAUUUUUAAUUCAAUGUGAAAUAAAAUAUCCGAAAAGAUGUAAUCGAGUUAAAUUAUGUCAUGAUCGGUUUAUUUCACAUAUAUUUCAAAUUAUUAAUUUAUCACCAAAACAAUUAUCAUUUUUAUUUUCAUUUAAUUAUCAAUUUACAAUUAAUAUCCCAAUGAUAUUUUUAUCAAUUAAUCAAACAAGUUUUUUGUCACCUAUAACAACUAAAACUACUUCUAUUCACACAACUAAUACAGUUUCAACAACAGCGACCACGAUCACGAUCACGACAGCAAGAACAGUGACCACGGCCACGACAGCGACAACAGUGACCACGGCCACGACAGCGACAACAGUGACCACGAUCACGACAGCAACAAUAGUGACCACGGCCACAACAGCAACAGCAACGACCACGACAACAGCACUACCAACGGAUUUAUACUUCAGUUUUCUCUCCUUCACAACUGGCACCUCUCCUCGAUCAUUGGCCGUUAUGGAUAUAAAUGAUGAUAAUCAAUCUGAUAUAAUUACGGCAAACUAUGGUUCAAAUACAGUUAGUGUUCUUCGCAAUACCGGUAAUAACACGUUUACCUCUCAAGUUAUAUUUCCGGUGGGCACUAAUCCACAAUCAGUGGCCGUCCUCGACAUAAAUUUAGACAACAGACCUGAUAUUAUUACGGCAAAUUAUGGCGCAAAUACAGUUAGCAUCCUUUCCAAUACCGGCAAUGCAACAUUUUCCCCGCAAGUUAUCUUUGCAGUUGGCACUAAUCCGUACUCAGUGGCUGUCAUAGAUGUAAAUUUUGACAAUAAACCUGAUAUUAUCACGGCAAACUUUGGUGAUAGCACAGUUAGUCUUCUUCUCAAUACGGGUAAUGCUACAUUUGCCUCCCAAAUCAUUUUUGCCACUGAUAUGGCUCCCCGAUCACUAGCCGUAAGAGACAUUAAUAUUGAUGGCAAAGUUGAUAUAAUUACGGCCAAUUAUGGUGCAAAUACAGUUAGUAUCUUAUUGAAUCAAGGAAAUAACACAUUUGCUUCUCAAGUUGCUUUCGCAACUGGAGCUGCUCCCGUCUCAGUAGCAGUUGUAGACAUAAAUUCCGACAAUCAACCUGAUAUCAUUACAGCAAAUAGUGGCGCAAACACAGUUAGUAUCCUCUUGAAUCAAGGUGGUAAUACAUUUGCUUCCCAAGUUAUCUACAUAACUGGCGCUAAUCCACAGUCCGUUAUUGUCGCAGAUCUGGAUGACGAUAGUGCACCUGAUAUAAUUACGUCAAACUUUGGCGAUAGUACAGUUAGUAUUUUUCUCAAUAAAGGAAAUACUACAUUUGUUUCUCAAGUUAAUUUCGCAACUGGAAUUAGUCCACAAUCAGUGGCCAUCAUAGACAUGAACUCAGAUAACAGACUAGACAUAAUUACUGCUAACAGUGGUGGAAACAGUAUUAGUCUUCUUCGUAACACAGGUAGCGCAAUAUUUUCUUCUCAAAUUAUUUACGCAACCGGAGCCGGUCCAGUUGCAGUCGCAGUUGCAGACUUAGAUUCAGACGAUAAACCUGAUAUAGUUACAGCAAAUAGUGGUGGAAGUACCGUUAGCGUUUUUCGAAAUAAUGGUCAAGGCACAUUUUCUUUGCAAGGUACAUUUACAACUGGAAAUAGUCCGAGAUCAGUCGUCAUCAUAGAUAUUGAUGAUAACAAUCAAUCUGACAUAAUUACGGCCAACUAUUAUGGAAAUAGCGUCAGUAUCCUACACAAUAUAGGCAAUGCUACAUUUUCUUCACAAGUUCCUUACACAACUGGAACUGGCCCAGUGUCAGUGGUAGUUAUCGACGUAAAUUCAGAUAAUAAACUAGAUAUCGUCACGGCAAACUAUGGUGCAAACUCAGUCAGUAUCCUAUACAAUACAGGGAAUGCUACAUUUUCUAUACCGGUUGGUUUCGGAGUUGGUACUUAUCCAUACUCAGUGGUCGUCGUAGAUAUAAAUUCCGAUAAUCGACUUGAUAUUAUUACAGCCAACUAUGGUUCAGCUACAGUUAGUCUUCUUAUCAAUAUAGAUAAUAACACAUUUGCUUCUCAAGUGACUUUCGCGACUGGCUUUAAUCCAUACAUAGCAGUAGUCGUAGACAUGAAUUACGACGACCACCCUGAUAUAGUUGUAGCGAAUUAUGGUGCAGGAACAGUUGGUAUCCUACUGAAUCAAGGCAAUAGCACAUUUGCCUCUCAAAUUGCAUUCGCAGUUGGCUCCAAUCCACAAUCAUUGGCUAUUGUUGAUGUAAAUUUCGACAACAAGCUCGAUAUAAUUACGGCAAAUAGUGUUCCAAAUACAGUUAAUCUACUUCUCAAUUCAGGAAAUCUUACAUUUUCUUCUCGCAGUACUUUUGCAACUGGUCGCAAUCCUUCCUCGGUGGCUGUUAUAGAUGUAAAUUUCGACAACAAACCUGAUAUUGUUACGACAAAUUUUGUUGGCAAUAGUUUUGGAAUUUUUUUUCACUAUUAA